AUGGACUAUGCCAUGAAGUCCCUCAGCCUUCUCUACCCCAAGUCCCUAACCAGGCAUGUGGCAGUACGCACCUCGGUGGUGACCCAGCAGCUGCCGUCGGAGCCCAGCCUGGAGGCCCCCAGAGCCCGGCCCUGCCGAGUGAGCACUGCGGAUCGCAGUGUGCGAAAGGGCAUCAUGGCUCGCAGUCUUGAGGACCUCCUCUGCAAGGUCCGGGAUGCCCUGAUGCUGGCAGACAAGCCCUUCUUCCUGGUGCUGGAGGAAGAUGGCACAACUGUAGAGACAGAAGAGUAUUUCCAAGCCCUGGCAGGGGAUACAGUGUUUAUGGUCCUCCAGAAGGGGCAGAAAUGGCAGCCCUCAUCAGAACAGGGGACUAGGUACCAACUCUCCCUCUCCCAUGAGCCUGCCAAGAAGAUUGAUGUGGCCCGCAUAACCUUUGACCUGUACAAGCUGAACCCACAGGACUUCAUUGGCUGCCUGAAUGUGAAGGCGACUCUCUAUAAUACAUACUCCCUUUCCUACGAUCUGCACUGCUACAAGGCCAAGAGCAUUGUGAAGGAAGCUCUUCGCUGGGCCCUGUUCAGCAUGCAGGCCACAGGCCACGUGUUGCUCGGCACCUCCCAUUACAUGCGGCAGCUCCUUGAUGCCACAGAGGAAGGGCAGCCCCCCAAGGGCAAGCCCUCAUCCCUCAUCCCUGCCUAUCCGAAGCUACUGCAGUGA
Molecule: messenger RNA, 717 nt
Organism: Galeopterus variegatus (Sunda flying lemur)
Lineage: Eukaryota; Metazoa; Chordata; Mammalia; Dermoptera; Cynocephalidae
Gene: CIDEC
Product: cell death-inducing DFFA-like effector c
Exons: 5
Coding region: 1-717 (238 amino acids)
Biological process (GO): apoptotic process; regulation of apoptotic process
Source: RefSeq, a predicted model, not a curated record